Molecule: messenger RNA, 1157 nt
Organism: Pistacia vera
Lineage: Eukaryota; Viridiplantae; Streptophyta; Magnoliopsida; Sapindales; Anacardiaceae
Product: alcohol dehydrogenase-like 3
Exons: 10
Coding region: 1-1140 (379 amino acids)
Biological process (GO): formaldehyde catabolic process
Cellular component (GO): cytosol
Molecular function (GO): S-(hydroxymethyl)glutathione dehydrogenase [NAD(P)+] activity; zinc ion binding
Source: RefSeq, a predicted model, not a curated record
AUGGAGACAAGCGGAGAGGUGAUAACUUGCAAGGCUGCUGUGGCACGAGGUCCUGGAGAGCCUCUUGUCGUGGAAGAAAUCAAAGUUGAUCCUCCUAAGAAAAUGGAGGUUAGAAUGAAGAUCUUGUACAGCUCAAUCUGUCAUACUGAUAUCGAUAUCUGGAAAGGAACGAAUGAAGCUCAGCGAGCAUUUCCUCGAAUUUUAGGCCAUGAAGCUGCUGGGAUAAUAGAGAGCGUUGGUGAAGGUGUGACAGACUUGAAGAAAGGUGACCAUGUAAUUCCAAUCUUCAAUGGAGAGUGUGGGAACUGCGUGUAUUGCAAAAGUGAGAAGACUAAUUUGUGUGAGACUUUACGCGUAAAUCCGAUGAAAUCUGUGAUGGUGAACGAUGGAAAGUGUAGGUUUUCGACCAUGGAUGGAAAACCAAUUUAUCAUUUUCUCAACACCUCCACUUUCUCAGAGUACACCGUUAUUGAUGCUGGAUGUGCUGCCAAGAUUGACCCGGACGCUUCUCUCAAGAAGAUGAGCUUGUUAAGCUGCUGUAUUUCUACCGGAGUUGGAGCUGCAUGGAAUUGUGCUGACGUGCAAGCUGGUUCUACCGUAGCUAUUUUCGGAUUGGGGGCUCUCGGACUUGCUGUUGCCGAAGGAUCUCGAGUAAGAGGAGCAUCCACUAUAAUAGGAGUUGACAUCAACUCUGAAAAGUUCAUAAAAGGAAAAAAAAUGGGGGUCACAGAUUUUAUAAAUCCGAAGGAUCUUGGAACGCCAGUGCAUGAGAAAAUCAGAGAAAUGACAGGAGGAGGUGUAGAUUACAGUUUUGAAUGUGCAGGAAAUGUGGAUGUUCUCCGAGAAUCCUUUUUGUCCACCCAUGACGGUUGGGGAUCGACUGUUUUGUUAGGAAUUCAUCCGAAUCCAAGAAUGCUUCCUCUUCAUCCAAUGGAGUUGUUCGAUGGUCGAAAAAUCAUCGGAACUGUUUUUGGAGACUUUAAAGGGAAGUCUCAGCUUCCUCAUCUUGCCCAACAGUGCAUCAAUGGGGUUUUGAAUUUAGAUGAAUUCAUAACUCAUGAGCUCCCAUUUGAGAAGAUCAAUGAAGCCUUUCAGCUGCUCCUUGAUGGAAAGUCACUGAGAUGUGUUCUCAAAUUUUAGUUAAUCAUUUAUGCCAC